AUGGCACGCACAGCCCGACAACACCAGCACCAGGCGGCGCGGUCCCUCUCAGUAGGCAGGCAGCACCCGGUGCCGACGCCGGCCAGCCCGCUCUUCGCGCCGUCCAGGCCGUCAAGGCUACCGCUGCGCCCGCUCCCACUGCUGCCCGUCGCGCUCGCAGACGUGUCCUACGCCGCCUGGCGCGCCUACAACCAUCCCCAAGCGACGCCGCCGUACCUCCCCGCCCUCGCGGUCCUGCGCGCCGCCGUCCUCCUCCUCGUUGUCCUCCCCUCUGCGCGGUGGCGCAGCCGCGGCUCGUGGGUCAUCGCCGCCGCGGCCGCGUCCAUCAUCACCUGCACAUACGAGGUGUGCGCGGCGCGCCUGAUGCGUAUCCCCGUCGACGAGGGGACGUACUACUACCUCGGGAUUACAUGCUUGAUAUCCGCGUUUGAAUACGUCUUCUUCCUCCUCCUCGUCCGCCUCGUGCCGGCCCCAACGGCUCAACAGCCGCCCUUCUCGAUGCGCGGCCCGCCUGCGCCGUCAGACGGGCGCAGCCCCUCCCUUCCCCCGUUAUCGCCCUCACUCACGCCGAUGGGGGUGGGCCGGCGGCGCGCCAGCGCGCACAUGAGCAUCUUCGACCGCGCGCUGUUCGCCACGCCGAGCUCGCGCAUCGACGACCUCCCGAGCAGCUCCGACUCGCGCGAGGCGACGCCCGACGCCGCGGGCGACCGCACCUUCGGGACAAUGUACACUGUCCCCUCGGACGACGACGGCUGGCGCGGCGACUUUCUCGGCGAGUACGACGAGCUCGAGCGCGCGGUGCGCGGCACGAGCCGCGAGCCCCGCUUCCACGUGCCUGCGCCGUCCGCGGCCGACGCGUCGUUCGCGACGACGACAGACGGGUUCCCGUCCCCGAUCCCGUACCCGACGAGCUCGCGCGUCCGCGCGCCGCCCGUCGACGAGCUGGGGAGAAGCUACGCCAGCACAGACUAUGGCGGCCGCCCGAUCUACUCGCUCGGCGCGGGCGCCAACGAGAGCUUUGAUGUGGAAAUGGGGCUAGCAAGCGACGAGUACUACUCUGACGACGACUCGGCGAGCACCGUCUCAGAGUCGAGCAUCAUCGACAUGCCCCGCCCCACUGGGCCGACGGCCAUCGUCGUCCGCGACGGCACGAGUAUCUCUGCCGGGCUGAAUCUGGCCGCCGAGGUCGCUGGCGCGGCGGAGGGCGCCGUCGGCGAGCUCGUGCGCCGUAGCACGAGUGCGCGCUUCUUGGGCCACUCGUGGGGCAGCAACGCUGCGGUUGAGGAGAGCGGCGGCGAGAGCGGCUGGGGCUACGGCACGUUUGGCAGGAGGGCAGGAGGGUAG
Molecule: messenger RNA, 1344 nt
Organism: Vanrija pseudolonga
Lineage: Eukaryota; Fungi; Basidiomycota; Tremellomycetes; Trichosporonales; Trichosporonaceae
Exons: 3
Coding region: 1-1344 (447 amino acids)
Source: RefSeq, a predicted model, not a curated record